This is a messenger RNA of Episyrphus balteatus (marmalade hoverfly), 3848 nucleotides long. RefSeq names its product maternal effect protein oskar. The coding region runs from base 182 to 1492 and encodes 436 amino acids. The record is from RefSeq and is a predicted model, not a curated record. Lineage: Eukaryota; Metazoa; Arthropoda; Insecta; Diptera; Syrphidae. The transcript is spliced from 5 exons.
CCGCGCAAAGUUCAGUUGCAAUAAAGCACGCCAACAAGCAUAUUAAGUUACUGUACUAGUUUUGCAAAUAUCCAUUCCACAAACAUUUUAACUCAACACGUGUUUUGUCUAAAAUAAGCUUAAUAGUUUUUAAAAUUAAUUUUCAUUUAAGAGUAAUUACGUUUAAUUUUUGUUCAUCAAUAUGGCCAUCGAUGCAAAUUGCUAUUUGGAUAUUAAAGAAAACUACCCAAAUUUAGAAUCGGAAAUUCGGAGUAUACUUAUGGCUCGUGCUCAGAAUGGAGCUACCAUCCAACAAAUUCGAGACGACUUUUAUAACAUCACGGGAGAAAAAUUUCCUAUCUAUGAUGAUGUAACUGAUUUUCUCUUGACCAUUCCUUAUGUGACUGCUAUGUGCAACGAAAAUGGCACACGUAUUUUCAAUAUCAUGCCUUCUGAAAAAAAUCGGCAUCUCUACGACAUGGUAAUUGGGCAAAAACCACCACCACCAUAUAAUAGACCACCCUCUUACCAUUCUUCGUUUGGAACUAACAGUAACAAUUGGAACAACAAUAAUUUCUACAGCAACCGACCGUCUUCAGUUCGAACUCGAUCGGAUAAAAAUAGUUCGCGCAGUGAAUCGGAAGGCUUCUAUGAUAAUAUAAACUGUUUUUUCGAGGACAACUAUCAGUACUUGUUUAAUAGGUUUAACAACCGUGAAGAAAUUGCAAACAAUUUAAACGCCAACAACUUGAAAAACAUCAAUAACAACCAGCAAUUCCCAGCAAUGAAUGGCUUUACUAAUAAUUUAAAUUCAAAACCCGAUGAUAGAAUGUUCAAAAAACCUCUGCCGAAAGCUCGUAUUUACACCAGCAGUCAAGGGCCACCAUCACCAACAACAACUAAAAGCCUCCAAGAACAAGACUGGGGUGUGAUUAACGACUGGACUCAGGGUGCUCAUCUAUUUGAUUUUGAGCUAUUGGGAGAUGAUUUCAUGUUGUAUUUGGCACGAAUGGAAUUGAAGUGCAAGUUUAAGCCAGGUGAAAAAAUUCUCCAAUCAGGGCUUUGUAUAUCAGGCCAAACUAUUUCUGCAGCCACUAAACGCAUAACUCAACUUCGAUACGUGAACAACCGAAUGAUCAUAAACAUUGGCUCUGUUGAUAUACUGCAGGGAAAACCUUUAGUGCAAAUUCAACAUGAUUUCUUGGAGCUUAUUUCCGUACUGGCAGAACGUGGAGUUGUACCAAUUGUUACUACGCUGGCACCAUUAGCCUUGUAUGGUCAUGAAAAAUCAAUUAAGGAUCGCUUAGAACGAUUUAAUGUGUUCAUCAAGCAAAGGGCCCCGAAAGUCAUCGAUAUAUGGUCAUGUGUAGUCAAUGAAAAGGGACAAACGCUUUUUGAUUGCUUUCAAGAUAAACCACGGCAAGUCUCAGGCAGUCAUGAUUCGUAUUUAUUUUGGAACAAAAUUGGCCGGCAACGUGUGCUUAAAAAAAUCGAAUCUGAAAUUGAAUAUUAGCAUAAGAAAGUUUUUGAAGAAGAUUUCUGUAAAUAAGUUCAAUUUCUUCGUUUUAUUUACUCUUAAAGACUUGACCAAAAGUGCUGUUUUUUAAAUUUAAAUAAUUUUUUUUUGUUUCUAGAAUAAUAGUUCACUGAAAUAAAUUGAAAAAAAAAUUUCCAAAGAUUAUGUAACUUUAAUAGAGUGUUAAUAUACAUAAUUAUAAUGGAUUUGAUAUCCUUUAAAAAGCCUCGAAAAACCUCUAACAAAAAUAUUAACCGAGCUCAUUUUAGUCCUUUAGCCUUCAUUCACAAAUACCUCGAUUUCUGUGUGACUAUUUUGAAAACAUUUUGAUAAAAAAUAUAAAGCUUAAAAAUCUGAACAGUAUUUUCCGUAAGCUUUUGGUUAACAUCAUAGUUCUACAUGCACCCAGAUUAUAAACAGCCUGUUAAUUUUUGUAUUUUAGGAUAAUUUUCAACCUCACUUUUUCCUAUUUGUUAAAAUUGGUGACGAAAUGUCGCUAGAUCAACUUAUAAUCAAAAAUAUUUUCGUUUAUUAAGGACUUAGGAAAGGAAUAUCUUCUAAAAACAAGUCACUUUGGUAAAACAAAAAAAAAUUUCAGGAGUCAAAGAGAAAACAACCUCAAUUUGAUAUUACCAGGAGCAAGGUAAAUCCAUCCUCUUCAUAGCCCACAAAAUUUUAUAGGGUCCCACUGUUCAAUACCGUAUUUACUGUAUUUUUUUUAUUUUAUUGCUUUCCAUACCAACAUAUAGUUUCCACUUCUGUGUUAGCGAUAAACUUUAAACUUGGUCCGGCCAAGCCAAAAUAGAAAUGCAUUUCUGCGGUGGGAUUGAGGGGGAAACGAUGUAUUGUUAUGGAGAGCAAUAAGAUUUUAAUAUAUAAUGAAAUGAGCUUCUUGUCAGUUUAGCUGGUGAUGGAUUGUUUAGCAAUUUUAUUCAACAGUAUACCCGUCUCGUAAGGAAAGCCAAAUACGUGAUUUUUAUUGAGAGGACCUUGAAUUAUAAUUCGCGACAUUCGAUUCUGAUAUGUGCUUCUGUUUUUGAUAUCUUAGAGUUUUUGUUCACAGUUCCAGGGUCUAAAGAUUAUGCUUAUAAAACAAUGUGACCUUUUCUAAUGUUGCAGGCCAUCACGAGGGUGGAUUUUAUUUAUUCUUGGUAAACACAAAGUUGGUCAGUAUUCUUCUUAGCCAUAUUUUAUGAUUAAAUGUAUUUAAUUAAGUUCCUAAACUCUCUGGAGAACUUUUUAUUUUAUUUAUUCAAAGACUUUAACAGGUGGUUUAACUAUUGCUCAUAAUCAUGUAAGAUAACAAAAUAAACAACUGAGGAUCCUUUUUGGCAAAAUCAUACUUUAAACGAAGAAUAAGCCAAAACUCAAUAGUGUAGUCAUUUACAUAUGAUUUUUUCAGUUUACAUUUUCUUCGUUUAAAACAGCUACUCGAUCAGAGAUAAAAUCUUCAAUCGAUUUACCAAGCCUUAAAAAUUAGAAUACAGAUUUCUGGAAUACAAACAUUGUUUUUGCCUUAAAAAAAAAAACGAAAAACGUCAGUACUAUCUAUUAACAGAGUGUUUUCAAAAAAAGUUGAACAAGAGUAUAUUGUGAAAUUAAAAAGGCUCAAUUGUUGACAAAAUGUUUCUUAAAUGCUAAUACGGUUAAGAGAUUUUAUUUUGAAAACGCCAGAAUCAAAGAUAUGCCAACAACAGUGAACUAUUAUUAGACUUUGAAUAUUAUAUGUAUAUGUUUUUGUUUAUUUAUUUAUAGAUUUAAAUUAUUUACUGUUAUAUUUAUUGUUUAAUGUGAUGAAUGUUGUUAAAAAUUACCUAUUAUAAAUUAUUGUUGUAUUUAUAAAAUUACUAUUGUGUAACGCUUUUGCCGGCAUUAGGUUAUAUCUCUUCUAAGAUCGUUAAUCUUUUUUAAACUUUUAUUCGUGCACAAUAAAUAUUUAAAAGACUUUUAACGAUCUUAAGCUUAUCUAUUUAAAAUAUUUUCAGCAAAAAUUUCUUUUUUAAAAUCACAUCCAUGGAUGAUCUUAACUAAGAUAUUUUUGUAACGAAGUUAUUAAAUGUAUAUUUAAGUAUUUGUGAUAUUGUUAAGUUACUUCAAUUCAUGUUAUUUGUUGAUUUAAAUUAUUUUGUUGAUAUAAUUUUUGUAAGUGUAGGUAGAUAUAAUGUACAUAUAUUAACUAUAAGAAAUUGUUAUCUAUCCUAAAAACAUAAGGCUUUCUUUUUCAUGUGAAUUGCAAAUUUUUUCAAUGGUACAUCUGAACGAUUUUGAAUAGUUCAUAUGAAAAAUUGAGUCUUAACCGUCAUUAUUUUUAAGUUUUUUUUUAUUGUUAAUAAAUCAUAGUCUUAAAAGGUGA